Molecule: messenger RNA, 1086 nt
Organism: Helobdella robusta
Lineage: Eukaryota; Metazoa; Annelida; Clitellata; Rhynchobdellida; Glossiphoniidae
Exons: 11
Biological process (GO): protein polyglutamylation; microtubule cytoskeleton organization
Cellular component (GO): cilium
Molecular function (GO): tubulin-glutamic acid ligase activity; tubulin binding
Source: RefSeq, a predicted model, not a curated record
UUGUCCAACUGCAAAUAUGAAGCCGUGCACUCAGCCUCUCAGAGGUUCGGCUUCAGGCUGGUCAACGAGUUAGAUGAAUGGAAUUUAUUGUGGUCAGAUUCUUGCGUUCCUUUGUCGAAACUUAUGGACAUGAAGAAGUUUCAAAAAGUCAAUCAUUUUCCGGGAAUGCUAGAAAUUUGCCGGAAAGACCUCCUGGCGCGAAAUUUGAACAGGGCGCUUAAAUUAUUUCCCAAAGAAUAUAAUUUCUUUCCAAAGACAUUUUAUCUCCCGGCCGAUUUUUCAGAAUUUCGAACGUACACAAGGCACCGUAAGAGAUCGAUCUUCAUUCUCAAGCCUGAAAACAACUGCCAAGGUAGUAAAGGAAUUCGGUUGGCCAGGAACACAAAGGUAGAAACGAACGGAGAACACGUUCUUUGUCAGCACUACAUUAGCAGGCCGUAUUUGGUUGACAAUUUAAAAUUUGAUCUGCGGAUAUAUGUGCUGGUAACAUGUUGCGAUCCGCUGCGAAUCUAUGUUUACAACGAAGGCCUAGCUAGGUUCGCAACCGUUCCGUACCAACAGCCGAACAAAAAUAACAUAGACAACGUCUUUAUGCACCUGACGAAUUACUCCAUAAACAAGAGAAGUAAGGAUUUCAACACGGACGAAGAUUCUGGGAAUAAAAGAAGGCUGUCAACUAUUUACAACAUUCUUGAGGGCGAAGGGAAGGACGUUAAAAAGUUAAUUUCAGAAAUUGACGACAUCAUAAUCAAAACGAUAAUAUCGAUAUGUUCGGUUUUGAAACGAAACCACAUCAGUCUCUUCCUCAGGCACACCAUCAGCUCCGCCUGUUUCGAAAUCCUCGGAUUCGAUAUACUACUCGAUAAAGACUUGAAACCGUUUCUACUCGAGGUAAAUCACUCGCCCAGUUUUGCAAUGGAUACACCACUGGAUAGAGAGAUCAAGGAAGGACUGAUAUUCGAUACGCUACGCAUGAUCGAUUUCAACAGAAUCGAUAAGAAGAAAUGCUUGGAGGAGAAGAGGAAGUAUGUGACCUGCAGGCUGACUCCGGCCCAAAAAACCUUCCAACUAUUGUUAGUACUUUAA